AUGUAUGCAGCCACAUAUCUCAGCCUGAAUCUGUUCCGGCGGUAUCUUCCGGACUGGAUCACCACCGGAGUUAUGUUUGCCUACUUUUUCUUGGUGGCUGAACACGCCAUGCCCUUCAACCGCCAGUUCAAAUUGGAGGAUGCAACUCUCCAGCACCCAUUUACGGUGGCUGAGCGAGUGCCUGGAGUCACGUGCCUUGUGCUUGCCACCGUGGUGCCGGCCCUUGUCAUCGCCGUGGUGACUUUCUCCAAGCACGCGAAAACGAAAAGCCACGCAUGGCAUGUGUUCCAAAUCUCACUUUUGGGGCUUGCGCUCACGGUGUCUGUGGACGGCGUGGUUACCGAUAUCUUGAAGUGCUGGGUGGGCCGGCCGCGGCCCGAUUUCUUGGCCCGCUGCGGGCCUAUGGAGGGUACGCCUGUGGAUCAGUUUGUGGACAUUUCGGUGUGCACGGCUCCUUUGGGGAUGUCGGUGCUUGCCGACGGGAUGCGUUCGACGCCGUCUGGCCACUCGUCGAUCUCUUUCAGUGCGUUUCUCUACUUGGCCAUGUGGAUCUACGGCCAGUUCCAGCUCACUCGCCGCCCGCGUGAUAUUCACCUCCACUUGCUCGCAGCUUUGCCGCUUUUGCUUGCGUCAUACGUGGCGUUGUCCCGUGUGCAAGACUACCGCCACCAUUUUGUGGAUAUAUUCCUGGGUGGUAUUCUCGGGUGCACCAUAGCGUACACUAUGUACCACAAGUACUUCCACCCCGUAUCUUCCCUGCUGUCCCACGAGGUGUUGGGAGCGGAGGAUGACAAGCUUUUGCCGCUUUAA
Molecule: messenger RNA, 810 nt
Organism: Metschnikowia bicuspidata var. bicuspidata NRRL YB-4993
Lineage: Eukaryota; Fungi; Ascomycota; Pichiomycetes; Serinales; Metschnikowiaceae
Product: phosphatase PAP2 family protein
Exons: 1
Coding region: 1-810 (269 amino acids)
Biological process (GO): phospholipid metabolic process
Molecular function (GO): phosphatidate phosphatase activity
Source: RefSeq, a predicted model, not a curated record